Sungouiella intermedia is the source of this 2349-nucleotide messenger RNA. Lineage: Eukaryota; Fungi; Ascomycota; Pichiomycetes; Serinales; Metschnikowiaceae. The record is from the annotation of a GenBank genome assembly.
AUGACUGCCGAUACUGUCGUGCCCGUGUUCCGUACACCUAAAAGAAGACUAGUUGAUCCAACUAAACGCAAGAAAGCAUCCUUUUCUUGUGACAGAUGUAAGGUUAGAAAAAUAGCAUGCCAGCGUCCAAAUCCCUCUAGCCCCUGUGCUGGUUGUGUGAAAGCUAACUAUGAGUGUUCUACCACCAUCAAAAGAAAAAAGAAGAUUCGUGGUCCCAUUGAAAAUAUCGGACUCCACUACAAGUGUCUCCAUGUUCUCGUGAUGAAUCUCUUCCCUGAGAUCGAUGUGAAUAACAUCGAUGCCCUCAUCAACUUGGGUGAGCUUCAGGGCAUUCAAAUGCCUUCUAGAUUUGGGGGCACAUCCGAAAAGGAAGCCAAAGAGUUGCGUGAACUUUCCAUCGUAAUAACCACUGGAAGAGUUUCGGGAUCUCCGCGGUCUCAGGAUGAGGUGGAGUUGAAGGAGGACUUUUCUGAUGAAAAGAGCCCCGUACCCUUGCAAAAUGAAGUGAAGGUGGACGAUGAAGAGCCUGACAAUAAGUCUCUUGUGGUAUCUCCAGAUCAGGAACUGUGUGUUCCACACAAGGACUACAUCAUAAUUGAUCUGGGUGGAAAUUCUCACUGUAUCGGGCCACUUGGUGCGCCGGGCUUCAUGGACUUAUACUUGCGUAUCAUCGGGCACAAGGGAGGUGUUGAUCUUCUGAAGUGGACAAUGUUCCAAAAGAUCGCAAAAGGUGAGAUGAUCAUCUCUUCCAGCCACGAUCCAAUUCAGCAGAAAGACUUGAACUUUCUAUAUUCAGAGAGCUUCCCAUACUAUGGUGCCAUUGGCCGCCGUGCUGCUGAAUAUUAUGUUGAAGUAUUCUUUCGUCAUGUACAUCUACGCUAUCUUUGUUUCAAUGAGACAUUAUUCCGUGAGACACAUGACCGGUUUUGGGCUGUAGUGGAGUCUGGAGUUAAGGAUAAACUCUCUAACCAAGCCAUCUGUUGUAUUUACAUGGUAUGGAUCCUUGGGAGACUUUACGACCCCACAGAUUUGACGGUAACUGUGGAUGAGGCAACCAUGCAGAAAUAUAUCCACAUCAUCAAGUUGUGCCUCUCUGAUACCUUGUUGACAGCCACAUUGGACGGUGUUCGAGUGUUGCUUCUUUUGUCUGUAUAUCUAGACAACAGCAAGAAGCGUGAAACGGGAUAUAUUUUGGUGGAAUUGGCUGCACGCCAAGCCGUUACUUUGGGAAUUAAUAGAAAGUCUCUUUCUUCAUGUACAGAGGAUGAAGACAAGAAGGAGGAGAUGAGGCGCAUCUGGUGGACAGUUUUUAUCAUGGAGGUUUGUUUCUCAACUCAAAUGGGUAGGUCUUCGUCCAUCCAGAUUGAGGAUGUCAAUAUGGACUAUCCAACAUGCCAAGGACUCGACAUUCCCUCGUGCUUCCCCAAAGCUUAUGUCGGUCAGGUGGAGUUGACCAAAUGUCUCUACGAUGUGUUGCAGUAUCGUAAGUCGCUCACCAGAUCAUGCAACAUUUUAUCAGUUGAAAGUAUCGCCAAGGCAGUGGUAUUACAGAAGAAUCUCACUCAAACAUUCCACAGCAUGGAUCCAACUCUUCUUGAUUUGUCAGAUUUUGAACCAAGCAAGUUGGUGCUUCAUUUCCGGUACAAUUACUACUGUCUCCUGCUUACGCUUCCAUUCUUUUUGCAUGUGGCCAACACACUGUCUGUGAGGAUGAAUGAGUCCAUUGUCUUCCUUAUCAAUCAGUGUGCACGACUGUCGGUUGAUGUAGCCAGGCUUAUAGAGUUGACCGCACAGCAUGAAUUGUUGAACGGAACGUUAUUUCCAGACAUCUUCUACGCAUAUCAUGCGGUAAUGGGAUUGGUAGUUUUCUACUUGAUGUUGAAGGAUAAGAAUUUUGGAUCAGCCAUCGAAUUCCCAAUGCCGGUGCUAGACAAAGCCCUUGCCCAGAUCAAGGCUUUACAGUUGUCCCUGUCGAAGUUGGUAGGGGGUACAUUGCUGAAAAUCAGCAGAUAUAUUGAUGCAUUCAUUGCCGGAUUGGACUAUUUGAAAUGCCGGCCAGUUCAACCAAUUACGGAUAUGAGUAAGGACAAGGAAUACCACUUAAUCAAGCCUUCCAACAUUGGGUCGAGAUUUGUGGCUACUGCACAAGUCAAGCAGGAGAGUAUUCCUACACCCAUGCCAGAGCCUGAAGUAGAGAUGGACGAUUUUCUUCUCUUCCAGGGCAGGCUGUCUUUCGGAGAGUCUACUAUAGGGUCUGUGGACUUUGGAGACAUACUCCUGUCCGACUUCGGGUUUCCUACUUUAGAUGGUGGAUUGGGAGAAGGUUUAUUCAAAAUGGACGGUUUCUAG